Molecule: messenger RNA, 3732 nt
Organism: Hyla sarda
Lineage: Eukaryota; Metazoa; Chordata; Amphibia; Anura; Hylidae
Gene: ATXN2L
Product: ataxin 2 like
Exons: 23
Coding region: 256-3141 (961 amino acids)
Biological process (GO): cytoplasmic stress granule assembly
Cellular component (GO): cytoplasmic stress granule
Molecular function (GO): RNA binding
Source: RefSeq, a predicted model, not a curated record
AGCUCUAUGCCGUUGGCGAGGAAGGGUCAGCUGUCGCAGCGCUGAUUGGGUGUACUUGGCCCCGCCCUCUCCAGUCGGGCCGUUCCUAUUGGCCGCCGGGGGUCGCUCUCCUGUCCACGCACAGUGGUCUCUCGGCGGUAGCGGUUGGAGCGAGUGUGAGGCCUCCGUUUUCCCGGCAGCCGCUCCUCCACCCGCUCGGUAUCGUUCACUCCCGGCAGUGACGGAGCUAUCUCGCCUUCGUUCUCCUCCGGGAAUAUGCUGAAGCAGCAGCCAUCGCAGGCCAACCGCAAACCUGCCACCCCAGCAGCGGCUAUGGCUGUGUCCACGCCAGGAAGCGGCUCUCCCGGGAGCCCCAACGGCAACCUCCCUCCGGCCGGGAGCCGGAACCAGGAGAGGACGGGAGCGGGCAGGGGUCGAAGCAUAGUAAAGGGUCUGCAGCCUCCAGUCUUUGAAGGCAUUUAUAAUAAUUCUAGGAUGCUGCAUUUUUUAACUGCUGUAGUGGGCUCAACGUGUGACGUAAAGGUGAAGAACGGGACCAUGUACCAAGGCAUCUUCAAGACAUUGAGCUCUAAGUUCGAGCUGGCCGUCGAUGCCGUGCACAAGAAGACCAGCGAGCAGGCGGCGUGCCCGAAGCGCGAGGACAUCGUGGACACCAUGAUCUUCAAACACUCGGACGUGGCGCUCGUCCACUUCCACAACGUAGAUUUCGGCUACGCCACAAAAGAUAAGUUCACGGAUUCUGCCAUCGCCACGAAUUCCAAGGUGAACGGAGAGCACAAGGAGAAGGUGCUUAUGCGCUGGGACGGAGGUGAAACCAAUAGCGACGACUACGACCUGGAGUCUGACAUGUCCAAUGGCUGGGACCCCAACGACAUGUUCAAGUUCAAUGAAGAUAACUACGGAGUGAAGACCACCUAUGACAGCAGCCUGUCCUCCUACACGGUCCCGCUAGAGAAGGACAAUUCUGAGGAGUUCAGGCAGCGGGAGGCGCGCGCCGCCCAGCUCGCCCGGGAGAUCGAGUCCAGCCCUCAGUACAGAGCGCGGAUAGCCAUAGAGAACGACGAGUGCCGGACGGAGGAGGAUAAGCACAGCGCCGUCCAGAGGCCGAACACUGACCGGGACAGCCCCAGUCUGGGCUCCAGGGACGGAAAAUACAAUCCUCUACCGCAGCGGGUCCGGGAUGGAUCCCGCGGAGCCCUCAGAACAAACUCCUCCAGGGGAGGCCGGUCUGGGAUGGGGAUCACCUCGCGGACGGCCCCUCAGCAUUAUCCGGAGACUAGUUCGAGCCCCAUAUCUGAUCAGCGGGGCAUCAAUGGAGGACCUUCAAGGAUGUCCCCCAAAUCACAGCGCCAUAUCCGAUCUACCAAGCCCAUUUCCUCUACGUCCAGUCGUCCUAUAGAAGUUUCGACGUCCCCAUCAGCUGCCUCCCGUGUAUACACCCCCCUGUCGCCAAAGUCCGCCUCGUCCGCCAGUUCCCUGGAUUCGUCUUCCCAGUCUUCAACUCCAGAUCCCCGACCGUCUGCGGAGAGCAGCGUCUCCGCCAAACCGGCGUCUCCCAACAACGUUACCCCUAGCUUGGUGGGGGAAGGUAAAGACGCUCAAGCGCCUGUUAAAGAGCCGAGCCGGACGAUGGAGCAGAUCUCCCCGUGUGAGGUGGCCAAGCCGCCAUGUAAAGUGCUGCAAACGGAGCAGAAGAGGAACCAGCUGGACGAGCUGCGCAAAUUUGGAGCCGAAUUUCGGCUCCAGGCCAGUCCGUGUCCAGACGCCUCAGUAGAAUCUUUCCCAUCAAGACAAAGAGAACAAAUAGAAACUAAAAUGGCUCCACCUGAUCCUGUUCACCCUGAGGUCCCCGAAUCGCGGGAACUGGGGCAGAAAAUCCCUGAGCCGAUUGAAGAGACCAAGGAGGAGCGCGCAUGUGAGAGCAACGAGCGCCAAGAGGAAGCGGCCAGCCCUGCCAGCAAGACCGAGCCGGAGGAAAAGGAGGAGCCAGUGGUGUGCGACCAAGUUAAGAAAUCCACCCUGAAUCCUAAUGCUAAGGAGUUUAAUCCUGCCAAGUCCCUCCUGGCAGUGAACAAAGCGACUAGCACUCCUACAUCUCCUGGUCCAAGGAACCAUUCCUCCACAACCACCAUCCCGAUGCUGACAGCCGGACAGAGCGGCGUCUACAGCCCGUACAUCUCCUACAUCAAUCCUCUCCACAUGAGCCCGGCCGUGCAGGCCCCUCAGAUGUACCCGUACCCCAUGUCUAAUUCUGUGCCCGGCCAGCAGGGAAAAUACAGAACGAAAGGUCCCCCUCAGCGAUCUGACCAGGCCAACUCCGCACCCCCUAUCAUGCAGGCAGCAGCUGCCGCUGGUCCUCCGCUUGUGGCCGCCACACCUUAUCCUUCCUACAUCUCCUAUAGCCCCCAGCAGUUCCCCGGACAGCCGACCAUGAUGCAGACCAUGGCUCAUUACCCUUCACAGCCUGUAUUCGCCCAGAUGCUGCAGGGUAACCCUCGCAUGAUCGCAUCCGGAAACCAUCCCCAAGCCUUAGUGUCUUCCUCCAACCCUCAAUACCAACCCACAGAUCAGCCCACGCCCCAGACUCUAUAUGCAACCGUCCACCAGUCCUACUCCCAUCAUGCACCUCAGAUGCACCCACAGCCUGCCAGCACCCCCACCCAGAGCCAGCAGCAGUCUCAGCAUGCCAACCCCAGCCCUGUGCAGCACCAGGGUGGCCAACCUCAGCACCUAGGAAACGCUCAGCCCCAGCAGAAUUUGUACCACACCGCAGCCUUGACGGCGACACCGCCCUCCAUGACUCCCGGACCCACGGCACAGUCCCCACAGAGCAGCUACCCCCAGCAGGCAGUGUAUGCAAUCCAUGCCCACCAGCAGCUGCAGCACGGCUACACCAACAUGUCUCAUGUGGCCCAGGCACAUGUACAGAGUGGAAUGACUGGAGCACCUCCCCACCCCGGAGCUCCUCACCCGCAACAUCCCGCCUCCGUCAUGCUCCUGCACCCCUCACAGACUCACGGCGGCCCCCCACAAGGUUCACAGACCGGUGUAUCCACACCUUCUCCAUAUACCUAUAUACCACAUCCCCAAGUUCAGUCACAUCAGUCCCAGCAGCUUCCAUUUCAUCCUCCCGGUAACUGAAUUUCUUCCGGAACUGUGAUUCCAACCUCCACGCAGUCAUUACCCUAUAGCCCGCCCUGCCUCCGGCCGUCGCCCCCGUCCACGCUGUCCAGGAAACCGGCUGAGGCAGAACGGCGGGGAUCCAGGGCGCCCCCUCACACAGAGACUUCCUGAAGCGCUGGAUCUGAGGGCCCCUUGCAGAGUUGUGGGGUCUGCACCCAGGCCCUGAGAAGCGGUGGUGGGGGGGGGAGCGUGCCGCCACAUUGGAGUUUUUACCAGGUGUGGAUCGUGCAGCUGGAGGCAGCCUGUCCCCACAAGGCGAAGGUUUUUAGUUUUUGGUUUAAUAAUGCAGCGGAGGGGGGAGGGGUGGCCCUUCUCUCUCUCCCGUAGAGACUGGAAGAAGAAAAAAAAAUAACAUAAAAGGCAAGAUUUUAUUUUUUAUUUAUAACAAAAAAAAAUUUUGGGCAGUUCCAUGACGGUCCACAUUCAUCUCCCACAACUUAUCCUUCAUCUCCCCUGGUCCCGCCCCCUCCCUCCAUAACUUGAAUGGAGUGAUGGACUACUUUUACUUUUUAUUGAAUAAAAUAUUUAAAAAAAAAAAAUUAAAAAAAA